This is a messenger RNA of Suillus paluster, 1770 nucleotides long. RefSeq names its product quinon protein alcohol dehydrogenase-like superfamily. The transcript has 9 exons. Gene Ontology annotation, molecular function: protein binding. Gene Ontology annotation, cellular component: nucleolus. The coding region runs from base 1 to 1581 and encodes 526 amino acids. Gene Ontology annotation, biological process: ribosomal large subunit assembly. The record is from RefSeq and is a predicted model, not a curated record. NCBI's taxonomy places the organism in Eukaryota, Fungi, Basidiomycota, Agaricomycetes, Boletales, Suillaceae.
AUGGCGACACUUCUUCCUCCUCCGAAAAGACCAAAGCUAUAUCACGGCGUCGCAGAGCCUGAGCCUGAGCCUCUGAAAGCAUCGCCCAAUGUCGUGGUUCAAUUUGUGAACGAGCACGAUGGGACACCGAUAGCACCUGCGGUGAACCUCCCAGCGAAUGUUGCACGGGAGGGCCUUGAAGUACUCGUCAAUCAGUUGCGCACAAAGGAUGACGAUGAACAUGUACCAUUUGCUUUUCAUGUUGCUCUACCUGAGGAGGCGAUGAAACCAAAUGCUCCAACGCGAAUCGUGAUAUCUAGGUCGAUAGAAACGGAUGUUCUUGGACAUGCAUCUCAUGCGUUCUCAGAAGAAGACGUACUGGUAGUACGCUGCGCUCCACAGUCUGUAUUCAAGGUUCGCCCAGCUACUCGAUGUUCCACAACACUUUCAGGGCAUUCGUCCCCAAUACUAUGCGCUUCAUUCUCCCCUACAGGCAACCUACUAGCGACUGGUUCAGGCGAUACUCAUGUCCGCCUAUGGGACCUUCAUACUGAAACACCAUCACACACGCUGACCGGUCACACUGGAUGGGUACUAUGUGUGGAGUGGGAUCCACUAGAACGCAAACUGGCAAGUGGUGGCCACGAUGGUCAUGUAAGACUAUGGGAUCCAAAAACUGGAAAACCGCUAGGCGAUGCAAUGAAGGGCCAUUCAAAAUGGGUGACAUCUUUGGCAUGGGAGCCACUACACUUAAAUCCAUCUACCCCGCGGGUGGCAUCCUCAUCUAAGGAUGGAACCGUGCGAGUAUGGUCGACGGCUACACGAAAACUUGAAUACGCACUUGGCGGUCACACUGCCAGCGUAAAUGUUGUCAAAUGGGGAGGCGGUGGUUUGAAUGGUCAUGGAGUACUCUACACAGCCAGUAGUGACUGUACAGUCAGAGUAUGGGAUGCACGAGGGGGGAAGCAACUUCAUAUUCUGAAAGACCACGCACAUUGGGUAACUACUCUUGCUCUCAACACGGAUUUUGUACUUCGCACUGGACCAUUCGAUCAUACCGGAAAACGACCAUCGUCGGACGAGGAAGCUCAAGCACUUUCUCUCAAAAGAUACACUGCACUCGUGUCACGAACGCCAGAGCUACUGAUCUCGGGUUCAGAUGAUCACACACUCUUCCUCUGGUCUUUAUUUGCAUCUUCGAACGCAGAACCGGGAGGAAAGACUAAACCGUUGACCCGUCUGACUGGUCACCAACGGCAAAUAUCUCACGUCGCUUUCUCGCCAGAUGGUCGGUGGGCAGCUAGCGCUGGGUGGGAUAGUGCAGUGCGACUAUGGGAUUGUUCAGGUGCUGGGCAGCUGGGCAAGUUUGUGGCUACACUGCGUGGACAUGUCGGUCCCGUCUACCGACUUGCCUGGAGCGCAGAUUCACGAAUGCUGGUGAGCGCCAGCAAGGAUGCAACUGUCAAGAUUUGGGACCUCAAAACAUACAAAAUUAAGUCGGACCUUCCUGGUCACACAGACGAGGUCUACUGCGUGGAUUUUGUCGCUGAUAAGGUUGUGAGUGGUGGCCGCGAUCGGACUGUGAAGAUAUGGAAGAACUAACUGUACAAAGUUGCUUUGCACUGACGUUGUGUAAUGCCCUCAUUAUCUCGCUGAGGAGUGCCAUCGCCAUUUUGCGUUGUUACCACAUACCGCCAGCUGGAUAGUUGAUGCUGUCCAUUCGUGAUCGGUAAAAGAUCCUACUGGGCAUGAAAUGCACGGAAGGCAUUUGUUGAAAUCCGCAUCCCCAAG